GACCGUCAAGCUCGAUAAUGCAUUUUGCUUUGGUCCUAAUAGUUGCUGUUGGAGUACACGGAGUCGCCGCUGAGGACGAGUGCGUUCGCAUUAUACGUGAGUAUCAUGAAGACGAAUAUGAAGAGUUAGCAGCGGAACCCAUGAAAAAUCCAGGAUUCCACCGCUACGGAUAUAUGCUGCCAUGUGGAGGCAUUGUUACUUCUGUCGAGGCUCGCGGGUUUUGUGGCAGACCCGAAAAUGUUGAAAUGCGAUUGACAAGUGGUGUAAGAGCAAAGUAUAGUUAUCAUGAUGUGACUAGUCGAAUAUUAUUGCCCGCAACGUGCAACAAAACCGCGAUGGUUGGCAAUAAUUACGAAGGGUACGUCAGCGCCACCGGUCUAAACAUCACUGUCCCUCGCAGUGGUACUCUGGCGAUGCACUUGAACCUGGAAUGUUCAAUUGGUGAGGCAAAGUGUUACUUUCAGCCAGCAGUUAUUAAUGAAACCAGCAAAUAUGAUGUCGUUUCUGCUGAUAGCCACUUGGUAUGGUCUCACACAAAUAUGUCUCUCUUCUUCUCUGCAAACAUUACAGAGUUGGCAGAUGGGAAUAAGAAGGAGAGUGAAAGUAGAGAUGUCCUGUAUGUGAUGAUUGGAGUACUCUGUUUCCUGCUGCUGUGUGCACUGGUUGUUACUGCUCUGUUGAUCAUAAGGCAAUGGUUCAAAAGAGGACCAAAUGAACCACUAAAUGUGGAGAGAUCCUACUAUGACUAUGUCAGAGAUUACUAUGUCAGAAAGUCGGGCAAUGAAACACCUCAAGCCUCAGCUGAGGGACUCUAUGAGUUCAGCAGAGACCAUGACAUGCCAUUCUGGGAGCCAGCCAGUGUGGAAGAGGAGCUCAAGAAACAACUCACAGAAUACACCAUCUCACCUGAUGGCCUCACACUUUCCAGUGAGCUGGGUAGUGGUGAGUUUGGUGUGGUGAGGAGGGGAGUGUGGAGUGUGGGGGGAGAGGAGAGGGAGGUGGCUGUCAAGUUACUGGCAGAUGGCUCCACAGAGGAGAAACGUAUUCAGUUCCUGCAGGAGGUAGUCAUCAUGGGCCAAUUCAAACAUCCCAAUGUCAUCACUCUCCAUGGGGUUCUUCUGGAGAGCAAACAAGUGAUGAUUGUAGUUGAGCUGAUGAAGGGUGGUAACCUUCUGGACCACCUUUGCUCCUUUAAAUCCGGGGCUCCACACACUGCUGCAUUACUGCUGAGUUUCUGUCGUCAGAUUGCCUCAGGAAUGGCCUACUUGUCUGGGAAGGGGUUCAUACACAGAGACCUGGCAGCCAGGAACAUACUGGUCUCUCAUGAGGAAAUGUGCAAGAUUGCUGACUUUGGCAUGUCCCGAGCUCUGCAAGACACUGACUACUAUGUCUCUCGUGGAGGGAAAAUCCCUGUGAAAUGGACAGCUCCAGAGGCUCUCCACUACAAGAAGUACUCGACUGCCAGUGACGUGUGGAGCUUUGGAGUUCUCAUGUAUGAAAUAUGGUCUCUGGGAGCUUCACCCUACUUUCUCAUGACCAAUAAUGAGGUUUAUGAUAAAAUCCAGUCAGGAUAUCGUCUCCCUCCCCCACCUGGAUGUCCUAGAGCUGUCUAUCAGACUAUGAUCGGUUGUUGGUACGAGUAAUAUGUGUACUCCUGGUAAAACAGAGUAAAUUUCGGCCAUUAUGCCAUGCAGAGUUGCUCUAGCUACUCCGGUAUUGCUUAGUAUAAGAAAAGUUUGCCAGACAUCGCAGAUUGUUAACUAAAGCACAUGUCAGCACUAGUUGCUUAUCUGACACCCUGUGUUUCUGCCAGGCACCCGGAGCCACACUCCAGGCCCACAUUCCCCGACAUCCAAACAGUGCUCCAGCGUCCAGACUUCAAGUUGCUGACAUGGACGGCAGAGGAUGUGGCUGCCUACACUGAAGAGGCCAGAACACUGGGAGCUCCUCUGGAGGCUGGAGAGGAACUCUACACUGACAUUCAAAACUGUUACAUGUUAAAGUAAACUUUAGGCAUUUUAUUUUGUCUCUCGCCAAAACAAAUACUGUCCCACUUAGAGUUUUCAAUCACACCUUGGACUCACACGCAUUGCAAAAUAAACACAUGCCAUGAUGCUAAACUGUUUGUCAUUACUGAAAGUAAGUUCAAUAUA
Geodia barretti is the source of this 2153-nucleotide messenger RNA. Lineage: Eukaryota; Metazoa; Porifera; Demospongiae; Tetractinellida; Geodiidae. The record is from the annotation of a GenBank genome assembly.